AUAUCAUUGAUUUAUAUUUUUUUGUUAACAACCAUUUACCCCACGUCCAAAUGGCUACGUCAAUUUGUCCCUAUUCGCUCUAUAGUAGGGUGGCCACUGGUCAUACGACAUUUACCAGUUACCUACUACCUAACCUGAAUAUAAUACUAGUCGGUCUAGUCGUUAAAAAAACUUAUGCUUCAAUGUAUCGCUUGACUGCGAAAAUGUUAAUCUAUGUACUCGAAUUCGAUAUACUUCUUAUAACCGUAAGAUACAAGCACUUAGCACGAUGUAGAGAAGAUAUCUUCUCUGGAUACAAAAUACACAAUAUGGUACAAUAAUUGUAUCGAAGAUAUACGGUCCAACCCUAUUUACACCGAUACCUACUGUAAAUCAGACCCGUUACCUACUUCAUAAUUGUAUACUUUUUAUUAUCUAAGUUAAUAUUAUGCCCAUAAAAACCGACAACCGUAGAAAUGUAGAAUUAAGAUGAGUUUUUAAUUUAUAUAAACAGAUAGGUACAUGGUAUUGGUCGAAAACGUACACAGAUCAUAUAUAGUUGUAGGCUGUAGCUUAUAGGUAGACAAUACUAUUUAUUAAUAAAAUAUAAUAUUCAGUUGUCUUGACGACACAUGUCCACAUUUAUCAUAGCUUGUACGAAUAAAUGCGUUAAAAAAUAUAAUUUGUGUUAUAAUGGAUAGGUUACUAGGGAAAUAGAAUUGUCGAAAAUAUCGACCAAACCUAAAGUAUAAUCUUAUAAAAUUACAUAGAUUUAUUAUAAUUAAAUAAUCAUUUAAGUUAUACAGUAUAUACAGUAGUUAGGUGCAUAAUGGAUAUUAUAUCACAAAAUGAAGUUGAUUUUUUCAUUGAUCAUAUUAAGGAAUCAAAACUUAAUGAGCUUGGAUCAAAAAUAUGGUACGAUAGUCAUGAUCGUUUGCAAAAACUUAACCAACAAGCUACAUUGGAUGCUACUGAAGGUCGAGAAGAAUAUAUUAAGGAUCAGCUCAUCAGUUACGGAAAAGUUCCUAUUAUUGUGCAUGAAGCAAUUUGUGUAGCAAUUUGGAGAGAAAAAGUACUUCCAGAAGUACUGUGUAUAAUACCGAAUCCUACACAAUCAUUCACAUUAUAUUUUAUCGUAAGUUUUUAUUAUAAUAUGAUUGUUUAAUAUUAGGUAUAAUAUAUAAAAUAUGUACCAUUGUAUUUUGUAACUGCUAAACU
This is a messenger RNA of Acyrthosiphon pisum (pea aphid), 1197 nucleotides long. Its product is annotated as zinc finger MYND domain-containing protein 10 homolog. Gene Ontology annotation, cellular component: cytoplasm; centriolar satellite. Gene Ontology annotation, biological process: outer dynein arm assembly; inner dynein arm assembly; motile cilium assembly. Lineage: Eukaryota; Metazoa; Arthropoda; Insecta; Hemiptera; Aphididae. The transcript has 3 exons. Bases 809 to 1144 code for a protein of 111 amino acids. The record is from RefSeq and is a predicted model, not a curated record.